Molecule: messenger RNA, 6687 nt
Organism: Tinamus guttatus (white-throated tinamou)
Lineage: Eukaryota; Metazoa; Chordata; Aves; Tinamiformes; Tinamidae
Source: RefSeq, a predicted model, not a curated record
AUGGGGGCAGGCCACCUGGCCCCUGGCGCGGGAGCGUGCGCCCGGGAGUGUCGUGCCCAUGGCUUUGGGGCUGUGGAUUUUGUGCCUCUGGGCAUGGUGCCUCCUCGGCAUUGCGCCUGUGUGAUCUGUGCCUUCGGCCCGGCAGGCAUCCUGCGUGUGAACAUGGGGGUGUGUGUGCACAACCGGGCGUGCAUCCUGCAUGUGCACAUGUGUUGCCAGCAGCCAGGGCCAGCCGGAGCAGUGGCCUCAGAAACCCUGGCCCAGGCAGCGGCUCCAGUGCAGCCGGGGCCGAGGGGCCCAAGGCCCCCUGCACUGUCCUCAUUGCUGCUGUGCUACCCACAGAACAUCGAGCUGAAGGUGCAGGUGGAGAGCCUGAAGCAGGAGCUGCAGGAGAAGCAGCAGGCGCUGGAUAAAACAUGGGUGGCCGCGGAGACGCAGACGAACCGCAGCGAGGCAGCGCUGCGGCAGCAGUACGAGGAGAGGCAGCGGGAGUCGGAGCACGUCUACGAGCUCCUGGAGAACAAGAUCCAGCUGCUGCAGGAGGUGCUGCUCUCCCACGUCCUGGGCAGGGAGCUGUGCCGCGACGGCAAAGCCGAGUUCGCCUGCGGCAAGUGUGCCUUCAUGCUGGACCGCAUCUACAGGUUCGACACGGUCAUCGCGCGCAUCGAGGCCCUCUCCAUCGAGCGCCUCCAGAAGCUGCUGCUGGAGAAGGACCGCCUCAAGUUCUGCAUUGCCAGCAUGUACCGUAGGAACAACGAUGACCCCAGCACGGAGGACAAAGCUGGGGAGGGCACCGUGGACCUCUCCAACCUGCCCGACGUUCGGUACGCUGCCCUUCUCCAAGAGGACUUUGCUUACUCUGGGUACGAGUGCUGGACGGAGCACGAGGAGCACGGCCUGGAGCCGCACAGCUGCCACGCACCAGAGGGAGCGGGCAGCCGCCCGCGGCGCUGCCGAGGCUGCGCCACGUUGCGUGUGGCCGACGCCGACCAUAGCGUGGGCAACGAAGAGUCGUCCGUGUGUGACACGGCCGAGUUGGCUGGGGCCAGGGUGCCGCUGGAUGGGGAGAGCAUGGAAGAAGGGACGCCUGCGUCCUCCAUGGAGUCGCUGGACACGACCGUGGAGGCCAGCCCUCCGCAGCAGAAGGAUGAAGACGCGGACAAGGGGAUGAAGGGGAGCGGGAAGUGCGAUGAUUUCUCGGAUGACCGUCUGACCCCAAACUCCUCGCUGAGUGGGAAUAGGCUGGAGCUGGCCCUUAGCUUGAUCAAGGCCUUGGACUACAAACCUGUUCAGAGCCCCAAAGGCAGCAAGCUGCCUAUCCCUGUGAAAUCCACCCUGCCGCCUCCAAGGCUGAGCCGCGACUCGGCGGAUGGAAGUACUUCUGCUGGCUUGAUGUAUGCUGGUUCUGGUUUCCUGAACGCAGACAGGAAAUCUCUUUCCAGAGCUCACUUGGGUCUUUCCUUGGAGAUUUCUGACUUGCAGGAGCUGUGGGACGAUCUCUGUGAGGAUUACAUGCCGCUUCGGAAUCGGCAAGAUGAACCUCAGCAGCCAGCCCCAGGGGAGCCCACAUCCGCAGAGCCUGAUGCGCACGCUGUGGAGCUGCAGGGCAAAGUCCAGCAACUUGAUGCCACCAAUAAGUUGCUACAGGAAAAAAUGAAUGAGUUGAACUUUGAAUUGAAGUCUGUCCAAGAAACAUCACAGAGACAAGACCGUACAAUCCAGAGUCUGAAUGAGUCCCUGAAGAGCAAGGAGAGUGAGACGGAAGAGCUGUACCAUGUCAUUGAAGGGCAGAACGAGACGAUGGCCAAGCUGCGAGACAUGCUGCACAGAAGCCAGCUUGGGCAGCUGCAGAUGCCAGAAGGUCCAGCCUCACCCCAGCAGCAAAAUGUUGCGCUGCUGGAUCUUCAGAACACGCUUUUCUGCACCCAGCUGGAGGUGCAGAAGUUGAAAACGGUUCAGCGUCAGAAAGAGCAUCAGUUGGCUGAAGCCAGGAGAGUGGCCCAGCUCCUAGAAACCACAGUGCAUGAGGAAGAGCAGCAAAAAGAGGCAACUUGGAAACACAACCAGGAGUUGCGUGCUGUGGUGCAGCAGCUGCAGGCAGAACUGCAGGACAAGGCUCAGCAGCUCCAGGCUGCAGAGUGGGAGAAGUGUCGUGAGCUGCAGGCCCAGGGACAGAGGGUUCAGCGCUUGAAUGAACACCUGGCUCGCAAGGAACAACUUCUGCAGGAAUCAAGGGAACUUCUGCAAUGCCAGCAAAGUCUGAACAAGAGCCCUGCAGCCAUGGAUGCCAUGCUGGAGAAACUGCAGCAGCGAGUCAGUGACAGGGAUGCUGCUCUGGAGCGAGCAGUAGAUGAAAAGUACUGCGCUCUGGAGCAGAAGGAGCAAGAGGUGCAGCAGCUCCGCGCCGCGGCCAGGGCGCGGGGCGGUGACGUGGAGCGGCUGCGCAGCGUCCUGUCCAGCAGCGAGGCCACGAUCCACAGUCUGGAGAGCCUAUUGAAAGCCAAAACCCUGGAACUAGAGCAGGUGUCAGCAACCUGCCAAAACCUCCGCUGGCUCAAGGAGGAGAUUGAGGAGAAAUCCUGCAACAGACAGAAGGAGCAGGAGGGGAUCAUCCAGCAGCUGCAAACCUGCCUGCACGAUAGGAACAAGGAAGUUGAGGAGCUCACAGCAACCCUACUGUGCAAGCUGGGCCCAGGGCAGAGUGAGGUGGUGGAGGAGCUGUGCCUCCGUCUCCAGCGCAAGGAGAAGAUGCUGCAGGAUCUCCUUGGUGACAGGAACCGUCAGGCUAUGGAGCAUGAUGCUGAGGUCCGGGAGCUGCUGCAGGCUAUGGACGCCAAGGAGCAGUGGAGCAGAGCAGCUGCUGAGAAGAUGGCCUGUGCUUUGGCCGAAAGGAGCUGCGAGUUACAGCUUCUGCGCCAGCACUGGCCGGGGAAGGAGCCCGUUGCCACUCGGUCAGCUGGUGCCAGGCUGUUGAAGCAGGAUGAACAAGAAGUGCUGCAGACUGUUUGUGGAGCUACAGCCACUGUUGGACCCCCAGAGAGGGACAGCAGCUGCGGGACAGAGGACGUUGCAACGUCAGGAGCAGAGCUGGAGAAGGAGCUUGUUAAUGCCAAAGAGGAGCUGGAGCUGAUGGCAAAGAAGGAAAGGGAAAGCAGGCGAGAGCUCACUGCUCUCCAGUCUGUUGUGGCCACCCAGGAGGAAGAGCUGCAGGUGCAGGCCUCAGAUAUUGAGUCCCUGAGCAGGAACAUCCAGAUCAAAGAGGACCUCAUCAAGGAUCUGCAGAUGCAGCUGGUGGACCCCGAAGAAAUUCCAGCCAUGGAAAGGCUGACUCAGGAACUGCUGGUGCUUCGGGAGAAAGUGGCCAUGGCAGAAUCACGAGUGCAAGAGGCUACUGGAAACAGAAGGCAGCAGUUGUUACUGAUGCUGGAAGGGCUGGUGGCUGAAAGGAACCGGCUAAAUGAGGCUCUCCAGGCAGAGAGGCAGCUCUACAGCAGCCUGGUGAAGUUCCACACACACCCGGACAGCACUGCGAGAGACCACACGCUGCAGGUGGAGCUGGAGGGUGUCCAGGAGCUCCGGGGACAGCUGGAAGAAGCUCUUGGAAGAAGCUUGGAGCGUUUGAGCAGGCUGGAGACGCAGGGCACCUUAGGAGGUGGGGAGCAGGAGCGUGUGAGAGCCCUACCCCAGCAUGCCUCCUGCGCCGGGCGCUCGCCACCUGCCACGGAGAUGUCUCACGCUCGUGCUCUCUCCUGCCUCGACCUGGAGCAGCAGGAGCUGCCCCUGCCGGGGAGCACGGUGCCCGCCCUGCCGGAGCGGAAGGUGCGGGCAGAAGAGGAGCUGCGGGAGCUGAAGGCACAGCUGGAGGAAGCCGGCUUCUCCUCAGUCUCCCACAUUAGGAAGGCGAUGCUGAGCCUGUGCCUGGAGAACGCGGAGCUGAAGGAGCGGAUGGGCGAAGCCACGUCGCUGCUGGACAGCGGGGAGCAGGAGGAGGCCGGGGCGGGCGGCCCCCCAACUCCUGAGCCCCACAGGCUCCAGCGGAAGGGCCGUGGCACCCUGGGCGACUGCCCGGCCAGUGACGCUGUGAGGGACGGCCAGGGGCUCCCAGCAGAGAGGGCAGCGGUGGCCGCCAAGCGCCCCGCGCUGGAGGCACGAUCCUGGGACGACGCGCCCAAGAGACCCUGUCCCAGCAGCCUGGGCGGAGCGCAGGGGAGCCACGAGCAGGGCACAGCCCCCGGCGGGGACUGGCCACGGCCAGGCACGGAGUCGUGCUCGCAGGCGGCGCAGCGCCACAGGCAGUGCCAGGAGCUGCAGGACAAGCUCGCCGCCUCGGAGGCCACGGUGCGGGCGCAGGCGGCACAGCUGCACAAGUACCAUGUGCUGCUCCGUGAGCCGAACGCCCAGCAGCUCAGCAAGCAGGUGCAGGUGGACUUCCAGGAUCUGGGCUACGAGACGUGCGGGCAGGCUGAGCGCGAUGAGACCACCAGCCCCGAGUGUGAGGAGCCCGAUGUGUUCAGCGAGCCCAGCCUGGGCGACGAGCUGGGGUCUCCGCGCCGGCCGGGGGCUGCCAGGGCUGCCCUCAAGGCCGUGCCGCCUCCGGACGUGGGGGCCUUGCACCAGCACAUCCAGGACCUCAAGGUGCAGCUGCUCAACGCCAACAAGGUGAUCCAGAGCCUGCAGCGCCGGGCCCGCUCCGUCUCCGUCACCAGCGGCUACGCCUCGGGCACGGACCGCGGGCUGGCCCAGCACCUGCGCGACGCCCUGCGCGCCUUCGAGGAGCUGCUGCGCGGCACCGACAUCGACUACUACCUGGGCCAGGGCUUCCGCGAGCAGCUGGCCCAGGGCCGGCAGCUGGCCGAGAGACUCAGCGACAAGCUGCGCCCCCGAGAUCGGCAAGGCGGGGAGGAUAAAAGCAGCCAUGAACUGCUGGUGCUGAGACUCAGCCGGGAGCUCCAGGAGAAGGAGAAGGUGAUCGAGAACCUGGAGGCGAAGCUGCAGGAGCGCUGCGAGUCCCCGGGCAGCAGCCGCCCACCCUCCGAGUCGUCCCGCUCCAUCACGAGCACCUCAUUCGUGUCCGAAGGGCUAGAGGCCUGCUCUGACGGUGACACGGCCAGCGAGUGCAGCCAGUGCCAGGAGGAACCCGCUCGGGGUGCAGGCCUUCACUUUGGCUCUUUGUCCAAGCCCGUUAGUGCCCCCCUGCCUGCGCUGCUCCCCGGCUUGCCCCCCUUCCUGCCCAGCGGGGCGCCCCCUCCCACGGCCCCCGCGCUCCUGGGCUGCUGCGCACCCCCCGUCUGCUCCUUGGCCGCGGCGCAGCAGGAACUGCAGGUGCUCCGGAGACAGCUGGGAGAAAGUGCGCCGCUGCCGGUGAAGCCCGCAGUCCCAGCGGGCCCCUUUGGAGAGGGCAGCAAGCCCCCAGACUCCCUGUGCCACCACGGUGCCCCGCAGGCCCCAGCCCAAACGCCCGCGGUGCCUGAGACCCACGUCCUCUGGGACGCGCCACUGCUGCAUGGGCCGCUCUAUGGGGCCUUGGCUUCGGGGUACCCGUCCAGCCAGAAGCUGACAGGGGCGGACCUGUUGGAGGAGCACUUGCUGGAGAUCCGCAGCCUGCGCCAGCGCCUCGAGGAGUCCAUCUGCACCAACGACCGCCUCCGGGAGCAGCUCGAACAGCGCCUGGCCUCCACGGGCAAGGCCAGCGGCUUUUCCAUUGACACCUACAUCCAGGGGCAGGAGCUGGGGUCCCGGCUGAGCAGUGAGAACCGGACCCUGCGGCUCCAGCGUGAUCAUCUUUCCCAAGAGCUGGCACGGGCACAGGAGGCGCUCCUGGCUGCCUGUUCCCGGGCACAGGAGGCCGAGGCGGAGGCAGGCCGGAGGCGUGGGGAGCAGCGCAGGCUGGCGGAUGAGCUUGCCAAGUGCCAGGAGAGCGUCCAGCAGCUCCGUGACGAGCGGCUCUCUCUGCAGGAGGACAACAACAGGCUGCAGCACACGGUGACGCUCCUGCAGCAGCAGUGCGAGGAGCACCGCCUGCUCCUGCAGGCCCUGCGUGCAGAGCUGCACGUCUACGAGAGCCUCCCCAGCCCCGCUGCGGAGGCGCGAGCAGGUUGCUUCCCGUCUCCUCCAGUGCGGGAUGUUGGCACGAGCUCAGCAGUGCCCUUCUCCCCGCCACCCUCAGACACAGCGGUGGCCCGACAGAUGGACGAGCUGCGAGGAGCUGACCCACCCGCAAGCAAGAGCGAGGGGCUGAAGGGUGCUCACGUCGUCGGCCGCCUGGACACGUACCGGGCACUGGAGCAGCGCGUUGUGGAGGGGAAGGCGCUGGCCCGUGAGCUCAUGUGCCUCACGCGUCCCACCCCCAAGCUGCACAACUGCCCGCCCGCGGGCAAGGAGGUAAAGCGCGGGCAGGACGGGGACGGAGCCAGCCCUAGGACAGGCAGCGCCAUGUGGCGGGAGGCCCCAUCGGAGCAGGCGCUGCAGGGCGAGAUCGCGGCGCUGCGGGCCCAGCUCUCGGCGAGGGAGGACGCCCUGCAGCGCGCGGCCGCGCGGCUCUGCAGCACUGCCCGCCUCAAGGACAGCAUGGAGCAGUUCAUCGUGAGCCAGCUGACGAGGACUCACAACGUGCUGCGUAAGGCCAGAACCAACCUGGAGGUGAAGACCCAGCAGGCCCUGCCCGUGGCCUGAGCCCUGCCCGUGUGG